ACAACACUUCCCAGGAUUUUGAAUUACAAAGCAGCAGCUCUCUGUGUUUUCCAGGAGAUAGAGAGAGAGAGAGUUCUCUUCUCUGUCUUUGUCACUCUUCUCUCCAUUGGUCUCAUCAUUUGCUUUUUCCACCAACUAAGAAUGCUGUUGCACGUCUUCUGUGUGGUUUGGUCUUCAUCUGUCAUUCUUCUGCAACACAGGUCUGUGCUCUGUAAGGAGAUGAAGUUCCCCGGCAGAGCAGCCAAACCUCCCUCUCCAUCUGACUUCCUGGACAAGCUGAUGGGACGCACAUCUGGCUACGACGCCCGCAUCAGACCAAACUUCAAAGGUCCUCCUGUCAAUGUCACCUGCAACAUCUUCAUCAACAGCUUUGGAUCCAUCACGGAAACAACAAUGGACUAUCGCCUCAACAUAUUUCUGAGACAACAGUGGAAUGACCCUCGACUGGCCUAUAAGGAGUAUCCAGAUGACUCUCUGGACCUGGACCCCUCCAUGCUGGACUCCAUCUGGAAACCCGACCUGUUCUUUGCAAAUGAAAAGGGAGCAAACUUCCACGAGGUCACGACGGACAACAAACUGCUUCGCAUAUUCCAGAAUGGAAAUGUCCUCUACAGCAUCAGGCUGACGCUCACGCUCUCCUGUCCCAUGGAUCUGAAAAACUUCCCCAUGGACAGUCAGACAUGUAUCAUGCAGCUGGAAAGCUUUGGAUACACCAUGAACGAUCUUAUUUUUGAAUGGUUGGACGUGGGAGCGGUGCAAGUGGCUGAUGAUCUGACUCUUCCUCAGUUUGUGCUGAAAGAGGAAAAAGGCCUUGGCUACUGCACCAAACACUACAACACAGGUAAAUUCACAUGCAUUGAGGUCAAAUUCUACCUGGAACGUCAAAUGGGCUACUAUCUGAUCCAGAUGUACAUACCGAGCCUGCUCACUGUCAUCCUGUCCUGGGUGUCGUUCUGGAUCAACAUGGACGCAGCUCCGGCCAGAGUGGGAUUGGGCAUCACUACCGUGCUCACCAUGACAACACAGAGCUCUGGAUCCAGGGCAUCACUGCCAAAGGUGUCCUACGUGAAAGCCAUAGACAUCUGGAUGGCAGUUUGCCUUCUGUUCGUGUUUGCUGCACUACUGGAAUAUGCCGCCGUUAAUUUUGUUUCACGCCAGCACAAGGAGUUCUUCAGGCUGAGAAAAAAGCUCAAAGAGCGACAGCGACAGAGAACUCAGGGAAAUGGUGACAGUAAGAGUAAAGGAAACAACACAUCAGGCAACAGUGCUCCUCAUGGGAGCGUCAGCCAGCAGUGCAGUGUUUGCUCCCGGGAGGACGAGCUGGCACAGCAGGGUUUACUCUUCCAGAGUUAUGGACUCGCACUGUCAGCAGGAAACGUACCAGAGAUGGACGCGACACCAGUGUUUGCUGAUUUACCUCCUGGUUUGGGUUUCUACGACAUACGAAGGCGCUUUGUGGAUCGGGCAAAACGGAUCGACACCAUCUCACGCGCAGUUUUCCCCAUGAGUUUCCUCAUGUUUAAUGUUCUGUACUGGCUCACCUACAAAGUUCUCUGGCAUGAGGACCUUCAAGCUGCACUGUGACAACACAACAACCGAGGACCGUAAAGCCACAGGAGACUUUUACUUCUGCUGCUUUCACUGAAACAUUUACAGGCUGAGAGGCCUCAGCUGAGGCAGAUGUGUUGUGACUGCAUGUCCAGUAUCACGGGGAAAUCCGGCGACAUGGACGAGUCUUCCAGGUUAUUUAAAUUUUAAUACUCCCAAAGAAAUGCACUUCUGAUGCAUUAUACAUCUUAUUCCAUUGUCCAGGCAGCAUAAAUAUCUUUUAUAGACAUAGACAAAAGCAUCAAUUACACUCAUGUCUGUUGUGUUUGUCAUGCAAACUAUGCUGUAUGGGAAACACAGCAUCGACAAAAAAUACAUUAAAGGGAUAUUUCAGAG
Solea senegalensis (Senegalese sole) is the source of this 1944-nucleotide messenger RNA. RefSeq names its product glycine receptor subunit alpha-4-like. The transcript has 10 exons. Gene Ontology annotation, cellular component: plasma membrane; neuron projection; synapse. Gene Ontology annotation, molecular function: transmembrane signaling receptor activity; glycine binding; chloride channel activity. NCBI's taxonomy places the organism in Eukaryota, Metazoa, Chordata, Actinopteri, Pleuronectiformes, Soleidae. The record is from RefSeq and is a predicted model, not a curated record. Bases 142 to 1584 code for a protein of 480 amino acids. Gene Ontology annotation, biological process: regulation of membrane potential; chemical synaptic transmission; nervous system process.